Coregonus clupeaformis (lake whitefish) is the source of this 5993-nucleotide messenger RNA. RefSeq names its product Kruppel-like factor 13 (gene klf13). Gene Ontology annotation, molecular function: RNA polymerase II cis-regulatory region sequence-specific DNA binding; DNA-binding transcription factor activity, RNA polymerase II-specific. The record is from RefSeq and is a predicted model, not a curated record. Gene Ontology annotation, biological process: regulation of transcription by RNA polymerase II. The coding region runs from base 840 to 1658 and encodes 272 amino acids. Lineage: Eukaryota; Metazoa; Chordata; Actinopteri; Salmoniformes; Salmonidae. The transcript has 2 exons.
UGUAUUACACAUUAUGGACUACAAUAAGACACAGUAAUAUAUUACACAUUAUGGAUUACAAUAAGACAGUAAUAUAUUACACAUUAUGGAUUACAAUAAGACACAGUAAUAUAUUACACAUUACGGACUACAAUAGUGCCUCCAUAACAUAUUAUUUAUCAAUAGUGCCUUGUCAUCCUCCAUAACAUAUUAUUUAUUGAAUAGCCUACUUUACAUACAGUAUAUGAUCUCUUCUUCUUCUUGUGCUGAGCCCUUUUUUUUUUUCUCUAGAAGAUACAAGAGAUAGGAAGGGCACUUGGUCGCAGGUUCAACUGUCCACAGCCCUCUCAGGACAUAAUGUCCCGAUCUAACUUUGUUUAACGACGGCACGAUUCUCGCGCUCUGGAGCGCAUCGGUAUCCAAUGGAUGAGCAGCUGCAAAACGACACACCCCUAUGCAUCGGGAUGGCACGCCCCCAGCAUGGAAACAGCUCUAGUCGACUCGGCACAUUGACCUGUCACAAUGCAGGAGACAGCUAGGCAACUGUAACUGGGAUGGAGGAUGUUCAUCUGGAUAAAGAAAGAAAAGUUUUCAGCAUUUCAUAACUGUCUAAUUUCCAGAGACCGGAGAGGGAUUCAUACUCGACGUGUUUGCGUUUAGAUUUUUGAUCUAGGAUGGCAAUUCCGCGGAGAAGCCGGUAACAUUUAUUAUGGGAGUUGUUUUCUAUCGAUAGCACACUGAGACCAAAGCUACCUCCAUAAUCACAUAAAGGGAUCAACCCGACGGAAGUCCUUUAACCAUAACAUAGUUGUUAUAUUUGAAUGUCACCAGUUACUCAUUAGUGUUCCGUUUGAAAGGAUAUGGAUCAUUUCGCCGCAGAGUGCCUUGUGUCUAUGUCCAGCCGGGCUAUCGUUCACCCUAAAGAGAACAGAGAGUUGAAAACAGAAUCAGCCUGCUAUCCAAGGAACGAUGGAGAAGACAUGGUCAAAGACAACUCCUCUCUUUUCGUGGUGGCCAGGAUUCUAGCGGAUUUUAACCAGCAGCCACCCACGACUACUACCGAUAUUGCCGAGCAGGCAAAAAUAAAAGAGGGGUGCGUGUCGCCUUCUACAGUCACAGAGGACGGGAAUACAGCCACACCUAUCGUCAUAAGCACCGCCGGCGACCUCACACAAAGAGGCAGCAAACGUGUCAGAGGUCGAUCCGAACCGGAAUCGCCUCAGAAAAAGCACAAAUGUCAUUAUUCGGGUUGUGAAAAAGUUUACGGGAAGUCGUCCCACCUCAAAGCGCACCUAAGGACACACACAGGAGAGCGUCCCUUCCCCUGCACCUGGCCUGACUGCAACAAGAAGUUUGCCCGUUCGGAUGAGCUGGCCCGCCACUACCGUACUCACACCGGGGAGAAGAAGUUCAGCUGCCCGCUCUGCGACAAGCGCUUCAUGCGUAGCGACCACCUGAUGAAGCACGCUCGCCGCCACUCCGAGUUCCAGCCCGCCAUGUUGAAGCGGCCGUACGGGUGCGGCGGAGGGAUGGGCGGAGGAAUGGGCGGAGGAAUGGGCGUGGUCGGGAGUACUACACGCCCCGGAUCCCUCAGCGACUACAACAGCCGCUCCGACGCGUCCAGCCCCACCCUUAGCCCCACCCCCAGCCCCGCCCUCAGCCCAGCUAACUCGCCUUAAAGCCCGCCUCCAGCACUUUCAGGCUCUGCCUCCCAACACCCUGAUUGACCCACCCACAAGACAAGACACACCCACAGACAGGACAGGACUCUUUCAGUCUGUUUUAGGCCAGGGUUUUACACUGGUGCCCUGUGGAAAGUCUCAGCCCACAACAGCAUUGCAAUGGAAAUAGGCUAUUUGAAUAUUUUUAUCAUGAUGGUGGUCUUAGAAUGGAUCCUCUUGAGACCCACCCCAGUCUCACUUGAGUCUUUUUUACCAUGAUGGUGGUGGUAGAAGGGAUUCUGUCAAGGAACUUGAUGCCCUAUCCCUUGUUCUAAUGUCUCACCCUAACCUUGACUUCAAUGGGACUACGCCACACCCCCAGCAGCCACUCUGAUUCGUUCUUUUGGUCAGUAGGGUCCUCUGAUUGGCUCUGGUCCUAAUUGGGGCCUCCCCCUAUUCCAUUUAUUGCACAGGUCCGUACCUAGCGAGCCUCCUUUCCAAUGCUCUGUCUGCUUGUUGCACUGCACUGUCUUCUACAUCAUGUACUCUACUGCCUAUUGUAGAGCAAUCCUUUCAACAACUAAGACAAAAUAAUGCCUUUCUGAUGGCAACAUUUCCAUAGUAUACACAUCUACUGUGUAAGCAUGGUCUCUUUGAGAAGCCUCGGGCCCAUUGCUAAUAUGGUUUCAUUUAGGUUCUGGUUUUUAAAAGUUAGCAGAAUCAGCCAUGAAAGAACACGUAGAAGAGCAUAUUCAAUCAUCUAAAUACUACAGGACGCUACAUGAUUUGAAACGGCCAGGGAGAUUUCAUCUACGCCUCAGGAUUAGAAAACAGUUGAUUAGUUUAACUUGAAUGCACAAUACAAACAUCACUUUACUCUGCAAUUCAAUGCAGGUUGAAUCUUCUGCCCUGCUCAGGGAAGGACUUGGUAGCUUGAAAGAAUGAACACAAUGAAGACACACACACACACAAAAUAGCCUUACACUCAAACAGAAUUGCACUCCUUGAAUACAUUCUGUUUUGGUUUUCACGCUGAAAGAAACCAUGGAAAUAGUCCUUCAAACUAGUUGUUAUCUUUGGAUUUGAAUCGUGAUGUCACAAAAGAGAAUGAAGCCAGUCCUCGGACUGAACCACUGGAGACUAGAGAGAGAGACAAAACAUAUUUUUCCCUCUUUCACUUUCAUUUGAUCCAAGCCCAUAUCUCUGACUUGAAUCUCUUACGUCAGUGAACCCAUAAGCCAAACCGUCGCAGUGAGCCGUGUGUGUCAACGCUUAAGACUUCUUCAAAGGGGAUGUUUAAGGUGAGAGUCGAGGCGUGGCUGCUGCGUUGCUUCUUAACCUCAUCCAGGGGAGAGGUGUUAGUUCCAACGUAAGCAUCCGACGCCUAGAACUCAAUUCUAGUGUAAUUGCGUCAGAUGCUCGAUUAUGUUACGUGCGUCUAUCCGUGAGAGAUUCUUUCCCGUGUCGAACACGUCCAGGUUAGUUUCAAAGCAGCUUGUCUGUGGACAAGUAGAUGUAAUGCUGUACGGGUCAAAAACACUUUAGAAGCAGGUGUGUUACUGUAGGGCUGGAGCAAAAGCCUGCACGCCCAGUAGCUCUCUAGGAGGAGGUUUGGGGUUUGGGCCACCCACCCCUUUGCUCUUAUUAGGCUCAUCCUCAUGAUUCACCCCAGCUACAAACACAAGACGCUCACGGUGUCCAUGUCGCGUUGACAGACGGAGUGGGGUGCGAGGUGUUAUUACAGCGUCUGUCUGUCUCCAGGACAGGAAGACACUAAUGACAGGGAGGAGUUCUAGAUCAUAAUCACAUGGAGACAUGAGGAGGGUAGUUAGGGUAGAUUUAUAGCCCCGUACACACUGGGAGACAUGAGGAGGGUAGUUAGGGUAGAUUUAUAGCCCCGUACAGGCUGGGAGACAUGAGGAGGGUAGUUAGGGUAGAUUUAUAGCCCCAUACAGGCUGGGAGACAUGAGGAGGAGGGUAGUUAGGGUAGAUUUAUAGCCCCAUACAGGCUGGGAGACAUGAGGAGGGUAGUUAGGGUAGAUUUAUAGCCCUGUACAGGCUGGGAGACAUGAGGAGGGUAGUUAGGGUAGAUUUAUAGCCCCGUACAGGCUGGGAGACAUGAGGAGGGUAGUUAGCUCCUCUAGCUAUCUCUACAUAAAUAUGAUAUCUAUCCUAGACAGAGACUAGAGGCCAGAUGAAGUGACUAUAAGAAUCCCUAUAAGAACUGUGUGGCAUAAUAUUAAUACUAUCUAUCACUGGUAAUCUGUUAUAAAGGAACACCCAGUGAGAUCGCACUGAGAACCUCGCCCGGGCGGUGACUGUAAACCGCAUCACCCCCUCUACCAGCUUCUAAAGGUCACUGAGAAAGCUUGAUGGGAACAGUAUAGACAGAGGCAUGUUGAGAAAUGUCAGUUAUUGGUUUAGAUUAGUUCAAUUUAAUCCUGACACUGCACCCUUGAGUUGGCCCAGAGUGACGGUACAGAUAAUUGACUUAAUCACAGGACAGACAGACUGCACAGGACAGGAGUGGACUUAAUCACAGGACAGACAGACUGCACAGGACAGGAGUGAGAAAACCUCCAGAUGAAUGGGAACAGUAAAGCUUGACAGGCAUCAAGGGAACAGUACAGAGACACAUGGGGGGAAACAUGAGUUAUCAGCUGGUCUUAAUCUUGAUUUAAUCUUGAGUUAUGUGACGUACAGAAACUUGACUUAGUCACACAGGACAAACAGUGCGGAGGAGAGAAAAUCUCCUGAUGAAUACAGUGUUAACCACGGUAAAAGCAUGCCGUUGGCUGCCCUUAGAUUCGCUGAGAAUUCUUCCCUCAACAGUUGUUCUCGUUACCUUGACGACCCGAUCUGUCUCUACAUGAAGUCACAGCUUUCAUACCUAGGCGUUGUGUCCCAAAAUGGCACCCUAUUCCCUAUAUAGUGCACUACUUUUGACCAGGACCCAUAGGUAGUGCACUUUAUAGGGAAUAGGGUACCAUUUAAAGAUGUACCUUUGUGAUGUGGCAAUGUUUUUAUUAGUUACCUACCAUUUUUAUUAGUAACCUACCAUCCAACUGUUUCUAGCCUGCCUCAGACUCACAAACACACCCAAGGCUUGGUUUAUAGCUCUGUGAAGGCCCUGAGAUUUCAGUUUGCAGUAAAAAGUGGAUUACCUCAACAUGUUCUUUACAGCUGUUUUAAAACUAUCUCAUCAUUGUAAACAGCCUGUAGACCCACUCUCAUAAAGACCUGGUUAUUUGUACCGUUCCUCUGUGAUCGUACUAGUGAAGAUACAGGAUGCCUCCCAAACAGCACCCUAUUCCCUACGGGCCCUCUGGUCAAAAGUAGUGCACUACAUAGGGAAUAGGGUGCCAGGGCCCUGGUCAAAAGUAGUGCACUUCAUAGGGAAUAGGUGUGCCGUUUGAGACGUGACCUCGGUGACUCCAGCUGAAAGGCUCUGCAGUGCACCCCGAGUCCCUUUCAUUCUGCUGUCUUGGAACUACCAGCAGCGUUCCAAGCUCUGUUGGCAGCGUUUCCAGUCCAGCCCAGUGAAACGAUUCAGGAAAAGUAUGAAAUAUAAGACGGAGCCCAGCUUUCAGCUUUCAGCACAGUGCUGCUAAUGUCAGUCUACACUCUGUAUUAAAGAUAUACUGUCAAUUAUGGCCAGGCUAAAAUAAUGCCUCUAGGUCUAAAAUAGUCUGAGGACUUCUCCACGCUUCCUCCCACUCAUCUACUGUGCUUUGGCUUCUCAAUGAGCUGAGCUGAGGCCCUUGGUUUUGUCCGGGCUGCCCUUACACCGCCUCAGUGUUGGCUUUCAGUAAAAGGCUACGCACACAUGCUCGCGCACGCACACAUGAGCGCACACACACACACACACACACACAAACACACACAAAACACAUCACGCAAGGAGAAGAGAGAGUCCAGCUGGAGAGAGUUCUAGGAAUGCUUCAUAGGGUGAAGGAAGCAGGUGCCAGGCCUGUGAAUGGCCAGCCUUGUCCCCCUGACUCCCCCCCUCAGUAGCCCCUAUCCCCUCCCGCCUCCCCUCAGCCCCCCCCAGCCUCCCCAUGGGCCUCUCUCUUCCCUAGUCACCUAAAAUAAACCAGAAUCAGCUUUUCUCUCCCCCUUUCCAUAAAGAAACCCCCUUCCCCCCUUUAUAAAAACACACGGCAUCACCGCUGCAGUAUGCCGGCUAUCCCAGACAUACAGCACAGUGGAACUACUCUAAGAUAACUGUCCUCUAACGCUGUGUGAAGAGGCUUGGUUCAGCCCGCUGUGUCUCAGUCAUCACGGGAUUCCACCGUAAACUCAAACCGAGGAGGAGCGAAGGGACCACCCUGUCGUGUUCCACAAAUAACUCGU